AUGUCUGCUGCCUCCUUUAUUCGUUCUGGGAAGAAGAUAGUCGCGAUUGGACGGAAUUAUGUCGAGCACGUCAAGGAACUCAAUAAUACCAUUCCGAAAGAACCGUUCUUCUUCCUCAAGCCCACUUCGAGUUAUCUGCCCUCUGGAGGGAAGAUUGAGAUUCCUCGUGGUGUCCUUGCUCAUCAUGAAGUCGAGCUCGGAGUAGUGAUUGGUAAGACCGGACGAGAUAUUACCGCAGCGCAAGCAGACUCGUACAUCGCCGGGUACGCUCUUGCCAUUGAUAUGACCGCUCGUAACAUGCAAGAACUUGUUAAGAAAAAAGGACUACCUUGGUCAGCGCACAAGGGCUUCGAUACAUUUACUCCAAUCGGGUCGUUCAUCGACCGUUCUUCUGUUUCUGACCCAAGUAAACUGAACAUCUGGCUAAAGGUCAAUGGGGCAUUCAAGCAGAAUGGAACAACUGCAGACAUGAUCUUCCCCAUUUCCAAGCUAAUUGAACAUGUAUCCUCAAUUAUGACUCUCGAGGAAGGUGAUUUAAUCCUGACAGGAACUCCUUCCGGCGUCGGACCAGUCAGUCCCGGAGAUGAAAUAACCGCCGAACUCAGCACCGAAUCAGGCCAAACACUCAGUAGUAUAGUCUUCACUGCCGUGCAGCGAGAAGGCGGCUACAACUUCCAACCCGAGUGA
Molecule: messenger RNA, 687 nt
Organism: Fomitiporia mediterranea MF3/22
Lineage: Eukaryota; Fungi; Basidiomycota; Agaricomycetes; Hymenochaetales; Hymenochaetaceae
Exons: 7
Coding region: 1-687 (228 amino acids)
Cellular component (GO): mitochondrion
Molecular function (GO): acetylpyruvate hydrolase activity
Source: RefSeq, a predicted model, not a curated record